AUGAAUAAGGCAAUACGAAUUCACGAAUUAUUUCGUUAUCUGAAGAAUUAUUUGAAAUUAUUUUUAUUUUCAGUCCAACUAUUGAAAACUUUAGAAUAUCUGCAUAGAUGUGGCAUAAUACACAGAGAUAUCAAACCUGAAAAUCUGUUAUUGACCUCUGAAAAUUUGGCUGUUUCCAACAUAAAAAUCGCUGAUUUCGGCUUAUCAUGUCUUUGUUCCCACACAACAAAGUUAACGCAGGCUUGUGGUACACUAGUUUAUGCCGCACCUGAAAUCAUUUCCAACCAAGGAUACGAUCACAAAGUCGAUAUUUGGUCUGUUGGGGUUAUUUUAUAUUUAAUGAUUUCGUCAAAAUUUCCAUUCCCAAUGUGUCAAAACUCACUGAACGAGCCCAUUGAUAAACUAAAAAAUAUAUUUAAAUUAAAAUUUGAGGAGCCUGAAUGGAAUAAUAUAAGCGGUUCUUGCAAAGAUUUCAUUUCAAAACUUUUGCAAUUCGAUGCAAAUGCUCGAUUUUCUUCAGAAGAAGCAUUAAAACACGUUUGGAUUAAGCAUCCUUGCGCUGUUUCAACUAACUAA
Dermatophagoides pteronyssinus (European house dust mite) is the source of this 576-nucleotide messenger RNA. RefSeq names its product calcium/calmodulin-dependent protein kinase type 1D-like. The record is from RefSeq and is a predicted model, not a curated record. NCBI's taxonomy places the organism in Eukaryota, Metazoa, Arthropoda, Arachnida, Sarcoptiformes, Pyroglyphidae.